Molecule: messenger RNA, 1404 nt
Organism: Talaromyces marneffei
Lineage: Eukaryota; Fungi; Ascomycota; Eurotiomycetes; Eurotiales; Trichocomaceae
Exons: 2
Coding region: 1-1404 (467 amino acids)
Biological process (GO): protein insertion into mitochondrial inner membrane from matrix; mitochondrial respiratory chain complex III assembly
Cellular component (GO): mitochondrial inner membrane
Molecular function (GO): ATP binding; ATP hydrolysis activity
Source: RefSeq, a predicted model, not a curated record
AUGCAUCCAAUGGCGUCACCAAUAUCCGUUGUGGACAUCUUCUUCCCUGGUUUCAGCGCCCUCAAUGCCACCGCACAGCAGCUCCUCCUCAACAACACGAAUGGCUAUGUUCGAUUACUCUGUAUUGGGGCUGUUUUUGCAAUAUUUGCUCGUUAUGCUUAUUGUCAUACAAAUGACUUGAUCAACAAAUACUUUACUUACACCGUCCAUGUGUACUACUAUGAUGAGGCAUAUGAAAUGGUUAUUGCUUGGAUAUAUCGACAACCAUUUGCGAAGGAAGUAGAUUCUCUAAUGGUCCGUGUUAAGACCCGAGACGUCGUUCAAGACCAAUCGUUGAGAAAGAAGCCUCUCUCGUACUCCCCUUGGGACGGCUCUUUCAGUUUCUGGUACAAGAACCACCGGCUUACACUUCAUUGUCAUAAACGCGACCAUCACGAGGAGAUUUCCAUCUCGUCGAUCGGCACAUCACCAAAAAUCGUGAUGGACCUGUUGGGAGAGUGUCGUGAGCAAUAUCUCAAACUCAGUCAGCGGAAGGUGCCAGUGUUUCAACCAGAAGGGGGCGAGUGGAAGCGAACUGGGUUGAGACCCGCAAGGGACAUUUCUACUGUUAUAAUAGAUGACACAGUGAAGAAAGACGUUUUGCAAGAUAUGAAACAAUUUCUCGAUGAACAGACUCAAGAGUGGUAUACGGCCCGAGGAAUUCCUUACACACGAGGAUAUCUCUUGGAUGGCCCUCCUGGGACAGGAAAAUCGAGCUUCUGUCAUUCCAUUGCCGGGUUAUACGAGUUGGACAUAUAUAUUCUCAACUUGUCCAGUCUGGGUGAUGGGGGGCUGGCUAGGCUCUUUACUCAGCUUCCACCACGUUGUCUCGUCCUCCUGGAGGACGUGGAUGCCGUUGGCUUGGACCGUAAAGAUACUGGUGCGCAGCAAACCCAGAAGGACGUGGCGCAUCACGGAGUGUCACUAUCUGGACUCUUGAAUGUCAUUAAUGGCGUCGGAUCACCAGAGGGUCGCGUACUCAUCAUGUCAACAAAUUACAUCGACCACCUCGAUAAAGCUCUUAUUCGCCCGGGUCGGGUGGACAAAACGAUUGUGGUCAAAUGUGCCGAUAAGAAGAUUGCCGCUCGGCUUUUCUGCACCAUCUUCAAACCGCCAACUACAGGAUAUGAACAACCAGGAAAAGAAGCCGAAGAUGUGACCAUCGAAACCUUGGCUGAAGAGUUUGCCGCUCGUGUCCCGGAGGGAGAGUUUAGUCCGGCCAAGAUCCAAUCAUUCCUUUUGGAGCAUAAAUACUCGCCUGCAGAUGCUGUGGAUCGUGUUCAGGAAUGGGUGACCAAACAAAAAGAAGGAAAGGAAGCCGCGUCCAUGUUGGAGAGGGAGAACUCGUGGCUUAAAGACGAAUAA